GUAAAAUAAUUGUUUCAUCUCAGUUGAAAAUGAGGAAUCAUAUAUUGGAACAUACGGGUGAGUGCCCCUUUAAAUGUUUGAUAUGUGAGAGAACCUUUAUCCAACUACAUCAAGUAAAGAGUCAUUUGUUGAAACACUCUUGGGAGAGCCCUUAUAAGUGUGAUUCAUGUGAAAAAUCCUUUACAACCAAAAAAUAUAUGAAGGCCCAUACAAAGGUUCAUAUUGGUGAGCGGCCUUAUAAGUGUGAUAUAUGUGGAAAGUCCUUCACAACCAAAAACCAUUUGAAUAGACAUACAUUGGUUCAUACUGGAAAACUACCUUUUAAGUGCACAACAUGUGGAAAAUGCUUCACAAAAAAAAGAAAUAUGAAGGACCAUACAAAGGUUCAUACGGGAGAGCGACCUUAUAAGUGUGAUACAUGUGAAAAAUCCUUCAAAGCCAAAAGCGAUUUGAGAAGACAUGCAUUGAUUCAUACUGGAGAGCGGCCUUAUAUGUGCACUACAUGUGAAAAAUCCUUUAAAAACAAUCAGGAAUUGAGGAGGCAUACAGUGCUUCAUACUGGAGAGUGGCCUUAUAAGUGCACUACAUGUGAAAAAUCCUUUAAAUCCAAUCAGGAAUUGAGGAGGCAUACAAUGGUUCAUACUGGAGAGCGGCCUUAUAAAUGCACUACGUGUGGAAAAUCUUUUAAAACCAAUCAGGAAUUGAGGAGGCAUACAGUGAUUCAUACUGGAGAGCGGCCUUAUAAGUGCACUACAUGUGAAAAAUCCUUUAAAUCCAAUCAGGAAUUGAGGAGGCAUACAAUGGUUCAUACUGGAGAGCGGCCUUAUAAAUGCACUAUGUGUGGAAAAUCUUUUAAAACCAAUCAGGAAUUGAGGAGGCAUACAGUGAUUCAUACUGGAGAGCGGCCUUAUAAGUGCACUACAUGUGAAAAAUCCUUUAAAUCCAAUCAGGAAUUGAGGUGGCAUACAAUGGUUCAUACUGGAGAGCGGCCUUAUAAAUGCACUACGUGUGGAAAAUCUUUUACGAAAAAAAAAUGUAUGAAGGACCAUACAAAGGUUCAUACUGGAGAGCGACCUUAUAAGUGCACUACGUGUGGAAAAUCUUACACAACCAAAAGCAAUAUGAAGGCCCAUACAAAGGUUCAUACUGGAGAGCGGCCUUAUAACUGUGAUACAUGUGGAAAGUCCUUCACAUGCAAAUCCCAUUUGAAUAGACAUACAUUGGUUCAUACUGGAGAGCGGCCUUAUUAUAAGUGCACUACGUGUGGAAAAUCUUUUACAGACAAAAGCAAUAUGAAGGCCCAUACAAAGGUUCAUACUGAAGUGGCAAAAGACUUUCCCAGACUUAGAGAAAAUAAACUCAAGUUCCUCGCAGUAAAGCUUCAUAUAAUGUCUGACAUAAGGUUGUACUACAAACAGCAGAUAAAAAUGGUAUUCUAUUAA
Molecule: messenger RNA, 1442 nt
Organism: Macrosteles quadrilineatus (aster leafhopper)
Lineage: Eukaryota; Metazoa; Arthropoda; Insecta; Hemiptera; Cicadellidae
Product: gastrula zinc finger protein XlCGF26.1-like
Exons: 2
Coding region: 30-1442 (470 amino acids)
Source: RefSeq, a predicted model, not a curated record